CACCAUUGAAAAGUAGAGCGGGUUUGUCUAUGUGAUGUUAGAGAAGAGAAAGAGGGCAAAGCUCGUGUGCGUGGGGGACGAAGGAGUGGGCAAGACAGCAUUGCUAUUAGUGUACUCUGGAGGUCAGUUUCCUGAAAAGCACCUUGCAACGGUUACGGAAACGUACCUGCCAAAGGACUCGCCUUUCGAAAUCUGGGACACGGCAGGAGCGGCAGAGCUUGACAGGCUAAGACCUUUUAGCUAUGAUAAAGCGGAUGCCUUUAUCGUGGCUUUCAGCGUUGUCGACCACCAGUCUUUUCAAAAUAUUGAAGAAAGGUGGAUUCCCGAGAUACGAUAUUUUGCUUCUAAUGUUCCCAUUUUGCUUGUCGGGUGUAAAAGCGAUCUCCGCACGGACCCUGAAACGUUGGAAAGUCUGCGACGAAUAGGCUAUGACCCAAUACGAUACGACGAGGGUGAACAAGUUGCUAAGCGAAUGGGUGCCUACCGGUAUCUUGAGUGUUCGGCUCGCACAAGGUCGGGGGUGGCGGCCAUUUUUGAGGAAGCGGGACGAUCUAUCGACUAUGAUAAGGAUUUAAGACAUAUUGAAGCUGUUACAAAACCGUUUGAUAAUAUUGCUGUCAUUUUGAGACGGCAAAGCUCGUUAUCGACCGUUACUACCGCCGUGACGGGAAUAUCACGACCUGAUUGGGAUGGGGAGGAUUAUGAUGAGAUUUCGCCAGGGCACAGUAUCCAUACAGUGGCCAUUGGCGAAAUCAGAGCCAAUGUGGAAAUCUUGGAGCUGCACAGCCUGGAACCUAAGGAUGACGAAACAUGUCAUGUCGCGGAAUGCGAUGAAGCUGAGAGUGGAGUGAUAGGAAUUGAAUCUCCUGCUGCAAAUGAGGAGGAAGAAAUGGAACGGGACAGCAAGAAUAAACCGAAAAAGUUUAUUUUGGGGGGAGAUCCACGGAAAGCGCGGGAUCGUGUCCGUAUAGGUGGGGGCGGCGGUGGAGGCGGGGGCGGUCCUAUCAUUCGGCGCGCAUCCGCCGAGUCGUCUUCCAUCGCCUCUGUUAGCACCGCAUCUGCAGCUGUUCUACCAGGAGAAGUGACAAUGGCCAAGGAAGCAGAUGGAGAUACUCCUGCCGUUGAUGCACUCCGUCCUACAGAAACCCCUGAAGCAGUCGAAGCGGUUUCUUCCCCAUUGUCUCUGAUACCAUCAAAGCCGGCUAUGGGUCCCUCCCCAUCUAGGAUAUCGCCAAUGACCAUGACGGCAGAGACACCUAUCUCGUCGUCAAAAACACGCCAACCAAAAUCAACUGCCGGAUGUCAAUGUACCAUACUCUGACUUUUUUCAGACCAUUGCGGGCGAUGGACGACUUUCCACUUAUAUUUCUAUGUAUAUAUUAGUAGACCUAUAUUCAUUUUGAUACAAUGUAAAUGAGUACGCAACGAACGGGACAGUUCAACAUCUUCC
Messenger RNA from Spizellomyces punctatus DAOM BR117, 1450 nucleotides. Its product is annotated as small GTP-binding protein domain. The coding region runs from base 35 to 1321 and encodes 428 amino acids. Gene Ontology annotation, molecular function: GTP binding; GTPase activity. Gene Ontology annotation, biological process: small GTPase-mediated signal transduction. The transcript has 3 exons. Lineage: Eukaryota; Fungi; Chytridiomycota; Chytridiomycetes; Spizellomycetales; Spizellomycetaceae. The record is from RefSeq and is a predicted model, not a curated record.